Messenger RNA from Plasmopara halstedii, 4218 nucleotides. RefSeq names its product Leucine-rich repeat protein. NCBI's taxonomy places the organism in Eukaryota, Oomycota, Peronosporomycetes, Peronosporales, Peronosporaceae. Gene Ontology annotation, molecular function: protein binding. The transcript has a single exon. Bases 1 to 4218 code for a protein of 1405 amino acids. The record is from RefSeq and is a predicted model, not a curated record.
AUGAAUGAUGACAGUCGUUUUCAAAUCAUGAGUUUGGAGAUGAAAAGUUGUCAAGAAAACCUUCCACGUCUUGAUAUGGCACGUGAAUAUUUAGCUGCAGGAAAAAGUUAUAAAGCUGCUCGAGAUAAAAUCGCUAGUGUUCAUGAACAAUAUCGACAGAUGCAGCAGAUUCGACAAGAAGCAUGUGAACGAGAACGACGAAAUCAGAAGCUUGUAGCAACUUUUAUGGAGACGCGACUGGCAACAUGUGGAGUUCCGACAUUAAACUCGAUGAACGUGCGGAUAGAGCGACAACGAGCCAAAGUUAACGAUUGCAAACCACAGAUUGACAAUCGAAAGCUUAUGCCUGGUCAAGCUCUUGAUGUACGAAUUCACUCAGCAAUUCGUACAUCGUAUAGUUCACAAGACUUGAAUUUAAAGUCUUUAGAACUUGUUCAUCUUCCUUGCGAUCUCAUCUUUUCAACACUAUUAAUGCAGUUCGCACGUUUAAUUCGAAGUGUGAAUAUCUCGCGCAAUGCUUUGCACGAAUUAGAUGAAAACUUUAUCUCUGCAUUUCCUGAAAUUGAGAGUUUCAAUUGUAAAGAGAAUGCAUUGGUUCGACUCCCAACGGAUGCAUUGCGUCACUUGCGUUAUUUACGUGUUUUAAACGUCUCUGGGAAUCAACUUGACAAUCUCUUGAUUUCAUUGCCAAAUACGAUGGAAAAAUUGGAUGCGUGUCGAAAUCGAUUGCAUAAUGUUGAUAAUUUACACACGUUAACAAGUCUUGUGACGCUUGAUCUUAGCCAUAAUUACUUGCAGCUAUUGCCUUGUGGUCUUCCAACACUUCAUCACUUACAAUCGCUUGAUUUAAGUGGAAAUCGUCUUGUCACGCUUGCAACGCGACCGGAAUUACAGAUACAUGCCAUGAAACGACAAGAUCGUAAAGACACAAAGGAGAUUCUAGAAGAAACACAAGAUGCAGAUCGAUAUUGGCGAAUUGAAUUGGAUCCAAUGACGAAUGAAAAAGUAUAUUUUCAUCGACUUACCAAACGCGUUACACGUGCUACACCAAAGUGUUUUCAAUCGCCAUUAUCUGAUCAUCAAUUAGCUCGGAAUCAACAAUCACAACACAAUCGAGAAAUACUGGAAAAGUUUCCACUUGGUUGGGAAAUUCUGGUGCCUAGUCGGUCCGAAAUGUCAACAGCAUUGCAAUUUGUGAAUCACUGUACGAAUGAAAAGUAUUCAAUUCUUCCCUCAGCUCUUGAUCAUUGGGAAGGACUGGAACACUUGCAGUUGCUCAUUCUAUCAAACAAUGAACUCCCGGAACUUCCCGUUUCCAUUGGAAAACUCAAGCGUUUAACACGUCUUGAAGUCGACAAUAACAACUUGAUGACUUUGCCUGAUGAAUUAUUUGGUCUUGAAGCACUUGAAUCCUUAAAGCUCAAUUCGAAUCAACUUACAACUCUCCCUUCUUCAUUUACCAAACUCAUUCAUCUCAUUGACGUUGACUUGAAACUUAAUCGUCUUCGAGAAAUACCAUCAACUAUUGGAAAUCUUCAACACUUACGAAUACUUGAUGUCAGCUCGAAUGCUCUUGAAGAUUUACCACCUUCACUCUUAGAACUCAAACGACUUGAACAUUUAUACUUAUCCGGUAAUUUGCCGCUUUUAAAUGCAGGUUUUACUUUCGAGUCGUUGCAAUGUGGAGAGGUGACUUCCAUUCAAUGGCAAUUGGAACAAAAGUUGGCAGCGGGAAGACACGGUAAGUUACCACCAGAACCUCAAGCUCGUUUAAUUGGCAUUGGAGCUGAAUGCUGGAGCACGAAUUUACAUAUCAAUCGCGAGUUUAUGCGAGCGAUUGAACUUGCUAAAGAUACGCACACGCUAUCGUUUCAUUGGCGAGGAAUGGAAACGUUUGAACUCCCUAGUGUAUUUUUCAAUCUGAUUCAUUUACAAGAACUUCGACUCUCUGGUCAGAAACUGAAUGUAUUGCCAGCCCAAUUUCAUUGUUUUUCAAACUUGCGUCUGCUUGAGCUUCGUGAGAAUAGAAUGUGUAUGAUUGUCCCCCAAGUGUUUGGAUCGAAACGAUCACUUACAUCUAUAGGAAUUGGUUCAAAGCUAGAACAUCUCGAUCUUCGCUAUAAUCGAUUGGAACAAUUACCCGAGACGCUCGAAAAGUGUGUAAGGUUGCAAGUCUUGCGGUUAAGUCAUAACCUCCUCAAUUCGCUUCCACAAUCUAUGCAUGGACUCGCUCAGACGUUAGUAGAUUUGCAAUUAGCGCACAACCAGUUAACGAGUUCUCCACGAGCUUUGUCAGGAUUGAAAGCACUCCAACGACUGGAUUUAUCUUUUAAUCGACUUGAAACUCUUGAAAUGGAUUUCUCACACCUUUUACAUCUUCAAGUGUUACGACUUAGUGGUAAUCGAUUGACAGAGUUACCCAUGUCAUUGAAAAUGUCUCCAAUUCAAGACCUUUCGUUCGCAGGCAACCAUAUUGUCGAGUUCCCACCAGUUGUGAUCUAUUUAGGUGCGACUUUAAAGCGAUUAGACAUGCAAACAAAUCGCUUAGAACGGUUGCCAUUGGAAUUUGGAAAGGCACUUACGACACUCGCUGAUAUUGAAAGUGAUGGCAAUCCAUUACGCUCACCUCCCGCUGAAAUCAUGCGUCUUGGAAUAAAAGUCAUAUCGUCAUACUUACACAAACGACAAGAACGGGUGGACGAAUUAGUAGCAUUGUUCAAAACUUUAGAACUUCGCUAUGAUCGUAAAGCUUUUCAAACGCCAAUCGUUCAGCAUCUCAUACCUUUUCAAUCAAGUCUUCGUUUCUUUACAUCCGAGCAUUUGAAAGCGAUUGAUCGUGCAGUCGAUUACUACGUGAAUGGAUCGUUCUAUCUUCCACCUUCUUUAAAACCCAAACCAUUUUUCCGACGAGGGGUUGAUCUCUGUUAUGACAUGGUUCUAUUGACUCACUUUCAACUGGCUCAAUGUCAUCAUCGCAUAGUGUUAAACGAAUUGCUGCAAUUGCUUAGACUUAUUCGUCACAAACGCUGGGCAGACAAGACCGAGUUCAGGUAUGACUUGCAACGACCAUGGGGACGUCGAGGCGAAUUGGUUGGUGUCUAUACGAUCCGUCAGUCCUUACUCUUUCCAACUGAUGAUUCUCAAGCUCAGAAACGUCAUGAUGAACUACCGAGUGUCAUUGACGUCAUUAAAACACGGACUCAACGUGGGUUUCCAUCUGAGCCGUUUCUUGCUAAUAAACGGACGCUACAAGACGUUGAAAAUGCUUUGAGAGAAUUUGUAGGUCCGUACGGACCCGUUGGUAUCAUUCAUGAUAAUGUACCACUGCGUUGUGCUUGUACGGAUAUGUUACGAUAUGGAAAAAUGCAUGAUCCAUGUCGACAACAAGGGUGGACGAUUGUGUCGAUUUUGUAUACUGAAGACGAAAGUUUACGACGUGAAGUGGACGACAAGAAUGUACGAGAAGCUCAUGGUGAUCUUCUACCAGGUAUCCAAACGUUUCUAGACACAUCUGAAGGUCAGAAACACUUGCGUCAAGAAGUGAAACGAAUCAAAGAAAUGAUACGAAAACAAAUUCAGACGAUUCAAAAGCAGCUGAAAGAACAUCGUACAGAAUUGAAGCUGCUUGUACGACGGUACAAGCGUCGAGAACGAGAGUCUAAGACGAAAGCCGAAGUAAAGAGGAAAUUUGUGCGACGAGAGAAGCUUGAGAUAGCCAAAGCUCGCGUACGGGAAGACGAAAUGGAGCUUAAGCGUGAAAAGGUACGACGGCGUCAAGAUCAUACUGCGUUUCGACGUGAAGUCGAACAAUUGAUGCUGGAAGAAGCAAGCACCACUGCACGACAACAAGUGAUUCGACAACAACGUGACAAAGCCAUUGCAAUGGGUUGGCGUCGUCCAUGGGACGGUAUGGAUGGACGGGCAUUUGAACAGUACAAAUUGGAGAUCUAUAGGCAUCAAACUGGAGGUAUAAAUCGAGAAGGAGACAACAACGUUUCAAAAGGUGAGGCGGAUAGUGAUGAUAAUAGCGAAAUCAGCGACGUAUCGUUCGAAGGGUAUGAUGAUUUUGUCUUUCGAAGAAGUCAAGAAGAUGAACGCGAAUCAAAUGACGCUGCUUUUAUCGAGCAAGAAGAGGCUGAUACCGAUCCAGAUGACUCUGACGAAUUGAGCUCAGAAGAAGAAUCGGAAAGCCUUGAGUCUGAAGACAGCAAUCUAUAA